Molecule: messenger RNA, 843 nt
Organism: Asparagus officinalis (garden asparagus)
Lineage: Eukaryota; Viridiplantae; Streptophyta; Magnoliopsida; Asparagales; Asparagaceae
Product: E3 ubiquitin-protein ligase SDIR1-like
Exons: 5
Coding region: 107-694 (195 amino acids)
Source: RefSeq, a predicted model, not a curated record
UGCGCGUGUGAUUUUGAGGAGUUUUGGAAAAAGGAGAAAUUGUGGGUGUGUUUGGUUGUAGCUCUGGCUAGUUCUCGGAGUGUUUUUGCUGGCCACUGGCCUUAGGAUGUAUGCUACAUGUCAGCAACUCCAAGCCCAAGCCCAAGCUCAUAUUACCGAGUUCAGACUUCAUGUACCUCCAUCGAUUGGCUUUUCAACCAGAGGGAGAUUGCAGAGUCUUAGGCUUCAGCUUGCGCUUCUUGAUAGAGAGUUUGAUGAUUUAGACUAUGAUGCAUUGAGGGCACUGGAUGCCGACAAUAGUCAUGAUGCUCCUUCGAUGAGUGAGGAGGAGAUCAAUGCCCUUCCUAUACACAAAUAUAAAGGCCAACCGCAUGGCGAGCAAAGUGGUGGAUCAUCUCAGCAACAAGCAUCAUCAUCUUCAUCAUCUGCGGCAGCCGAGCGUAUAAAGCAAGAUGAUGGCAGAGCGGGCGGAAGUGCUGGUAGUCAAGAAGAUGAGCUAACAUGCAGUGUCUGUUUGGAGCAAGUCAAUGCUGGAGAACUAGUGAGGAGUUUGCCAUGUCUGCAUCAGUUCCACACUGGUUGCAUUGAUCCCUGGUUGCGCCAGCAAGGCACAUGCCCGGUGUGUAAACACAGAGCAAGCUCCGGAUGGCGUGGCAACGACGACGAUCAAGCCGACGCAUCUUUUAUGGUAUAAUUAUUUUAUAUAAGGAAACCUUUGAUAAGAAAAAUGGCUGUAUAUAUAGUUUUAUAUUGCAUAUUAUUGAACAGUAGUACUGUCAUAUGUGUUGUUCUGGUAGGUUGAUCGAAGUAUAUUACCAAAUACUUACAGGGGUUUGUUUUUCA